CCAUGAAAGGCUCUCCUGACCUGAUUCCUGCUGCAGAGUUGGACCCCAGCAGAGUGUGCAAAGGGAAAGGCGUCGUGACCCUGCGGGCCACCCUUGUCCACAUAGACGAUGAGGACUGCAUCAGCGAAGAGCCAAACGUCAUCACAACACCAAGUGGCUGGACAAGCCAGAUUAAUGGAGACAGCUCUAAAGCGGGAUUGGCUGAAGGAGGCAGCAAAAUCACAGCUGAUUUACCUAUCGUAAACAACACUCAGUGCCAGGAAAAUCAAGUUCCAGCCCCCACCAACACUCAGAACCACGUCACAUCGUCCUCCAGCUCCGUGUAUCCCUCCACCACCACAGUCAAUCCUACCAUAGUCCUGCUGCAGCACAACAGAGAGCAACAAAAGCAUCUCUCCCAUUUGGAAGAGGGGACUCCAGAAAGAGACAAAAGCCCCGACCCGCACACAGACUCGCCUGCCGCCUCGGUGCCUGACAUGGACGGCAAGAGGAUGAGGCUGUCGCUGCACUCGCCCGUCCUCGCGCCUCUCGGCCAGCCCAUCGUGCCCGUACGGAACACUGAAAAGUCCAAAGACUGGUAUAAGAGCAUGUUCAAACAGAUACACAGAAUACCUGAACCUAUUGAGGAAAACCCUUACCGUCCCACCUACAUUUUCCCUGAGAGCUAUGGCAGUCAGAUGAAGCCAAAAGACGACGGCCCCACCCCCUUUGGCUAUUUGGAAGAUGUAAAAGGAGUCCCACGUUCCAAAAGUGCUGCUGAUGUUGAGUCAAAAGGUCGGGCGAUGCCAGUGCCAACACGGUCCUCCUCCCUCAAACCCUCUGCCAAAAGGAACGAGUGGGAGCCCCCGGAUAAAAAGGUAGACACCAGGAAGUACCGCGCCGAACCCAAGAGCAUCUUUGAGUACGAGCCAGGGAAAUCAUCGGUGCUGAAGCUGGAGAGAACGACUCAGGAUGUAAGUCCAGAAGAUGUAGAUUUAGAGAAUGAGCCUUGGUAUAAAUUCUUUUCAGAGAUGGAGUUUGGGAAAGCGAGUGCCCCCUCUUUCAGCCCCCUGGAAACAGCCUCCGACCUACAGCAGUACUCCUCGUGUAAGUCCGGACGCAGCGAGGUGGAGAAGGACAGAGAAUCAUCCACGAGCGAGCCUGCGGCUCCAGAAUGCGACCGCCAUGUUUACAAGAGUGUCCUGGAGGGCGGCGACAUUCCCCUGCAAGGUCUACGAGCCCUAAACAAGCGCCAUGCCAGCUCCUCCUCCUCUAAAGUGGAUUAUAAAGGUGGGAAUGGCUGUAUUAUUUCACCCUGCUCCUCUGUAAAUAGUCGAUCGGUUCUUGCCAGUAAUGCAAUAGGUAACCAGUGUAAGAGUAAGAAGCCCCUUUCUGCUGCCAAAGCCUGCAUACCCCAAAUCCUCCCCUCUAAGUUCAAGCCCAAGCUGCUGCCGCCCAGUGGUGACAGUCAGGAGAGCAGGACUAGGCCUGUGCGGCACCCUAAGGCCCACAGCUGUGAGGAUCUGUACACAGGGACAUGUGACACGGACUGUACUGGAGCAGACGAGAGGGAGAGCGGGCAACGUUCAGACUCCAACUGUGGCACCGAGUGUGCGGACGGCCUCAGGAAUGUUUCCCCUGCAAUUAGGAGGAGCACAUCUGAGUUUUCCAGCCUCUACAGGACAAUGCACCACAUCCAGCGGCCCAGCUCGGUCGGCUCCAGCCCCCAGGGUAGCGUCCGCAGCCUGGCCUCCCUUUUUGAGAAGGAAAGGGUCAACGGGGGUGAAAGGUCAGAGGCCGAUGAGGCAGGGAACAUUCCACGGGACGCAGUGUCGUCACGGGUCAGCGAGUUUGAAAUGAUCAUCCAGCGGUCCAGCUCUGCGCCCACCCGGUCCUCCUCCCUGCCAACCCUGCACUCCAGCCACAGCCACAGCCCCGGCCACAGCCCCUCCCACCUCUGCAUGGCGUCCACAGUGUCGGCCGAGACUCUGCUGGUAGCUGACCCCACCCAGACAGAAGCCUGCGCCCCGGUGGAGGCUGAGGGAAAGACAGCCAGGGAGGAGGCCUCGUCGUCAGGCAAUGAGACGUUAGAGGAGGCCGGAGACGUUUCCUCCUCGGAGUACAGACACGCUGAAAGGACUGAGUCGCCCACUGGGACUGAGACUGAAGUUGAGGAGAGCUUCAGCGAGAAUCCUGCAGAAGACUCGCACCUCUCUUUAAGUGCAUCUGUGAGUCCCACAGCGUCUCUCACAGCGUCCCCUCCCCAACACAACCAUGGCCAUCACCACCACCUCCUGCACCACCUGAACCAUCAUCUUCACCUCAAACCCAGCAAGUGUAAGGGCUCCUGUCCGGCCUCCUACACCCGCUUCACCACCAUUCUCAGGCAUGAGAGGCAGCAGGCCACAGCGCAGCAGGAGAAGCCACCACCUCAGGAGAAGAAGAGCACCGCCCUCCCUGGAAACCUGUUCCUCAUGGGCCCUGCGCCAUUCAGGUUAAGGAAAUCCCUGCAGUCCCACCAGGCGAGGAGGACGUUAUCAGCCACCCGGGUGACGACGAGCAACCAGAGGCCCAGCAGUGUGUCCCCUGAGCCCAGACCUCUGAUCCCUCAGCGCCUCUCCUCCCUGGAGGUCCUGGAGAGGCUGAGCAAUGGGGAGGGAGGCAACACUGACCACCUGAGUAACGGGCAGGGCUUGGACAGCAACGGGAACCUACUGCAGCCGCUGGCAGCUCACCGCAGAGACUCGUCCCCUGCUCACGGGGAGAACCAGGAGGAAUUGUUGAGGAGGCGCCAUGGGGACAAAGAGAAAAUCUUGGAGGAGCAGCGGCGGCUGAAGCGGGAACAGGAAGAGGCUGACACGGCGUCGAGGCGACACACAGGCAUUGUCCCGACGCACCACCAGUUCAUCACCAACGAGCGCUUCGGAGACCUGCUCAACAUCACAGACAACACAGAGAAAAGGAAAUCAGGCGUAGAGAGAACUCCGGCCUUGGCUCGCUUCGACUUCAGAGCAGAAUCCCUAAAGGAGUUACCAUUUCAGAAGGGAGACAUCGUAUACAUCCUUCGACAGGUGGAUCAAAACUGGUAUGAGGGGGAACAUCAUGGCAGAGUCGGCAUUUUCCCUCGAAGUUAUGUUGAGCUCCUCCCCCCCACAGAGAAAGCCCAGCCAAAGAAAAGCGCCCCGGUGCAGGUGCUGGAGUACGGAGAGGCUGUCGCCCGCUUCAACUUCACCGGGGACACGGUGGUGGAAAUGUCCUUCAGAAAGGGAGAGAGGAUCACGCUGAUUCGCAGAGUUGACGAGAACUGGUAUGAAGGCAAAGUCUCAGGCACCAACCGCCAAGGCAUCUUCCCCGUCACCUACAUCGAAGUGCACAAACGACCCCGCGUCAAAAACGGAGUGGAGUAUCCCGACCCGCCCGUCAGCCAGUCGCCACAGCGCAGCACCAACGCCUCUCCUCAGCUGUACCGCAAUCGGCUGACCACUUCCCCCCUGCCUCUCCCCCGCUCCCCCCGCCGCUCGGUGUCCCCCGAGGUCCACGCCGUCUCCUCCGAGUGGAUCUCCCUGACGGUGGGAGGAGGGAGCCCCCCAGCCGCCCCCACCCCUCCCCUGCCCCCGCUCCCCACCGUGUCCUACCGCUGGGGCGAGUACCUGCCCCCGUCCCUCUCUGCCAGCCCCGUGCCUCCCAUCACCGGCAGCCCUUACUGCGUCUCCCCCGCCGCCUCCCCGUCCGCCUCCCCUCUGCCCCCGCCGUACCCGCCCCGCCCCAACUCGGCCACUCCCUACCUCACUUUCACCCCGCCCCAGGGUGAGGACUUCCUGCUCUCCCCUCCCUCCCCCCGUCUGUCCCGCAGCAUGAGCCCCUGCGGCGGGCCGGUGCUGGAGGGCUGGCUGAGGGGCGAGAGGGAGUUGACGGAGGGGGAGGCGGCGGAGGGAGACAGGGGCAGUGGUCGCGAAGCCCCGGGCAGCUGGCGAAAUAGCUCUGCAGAGCUGAUGAGGAAUGAGAUCGACUACCAUGGCCGGACCUCCAGAAGCCCUGUCAUGCUGUUUGACAUCCAGGAUAACAACAAUGCUAACUCAUUCGCGGAGGCGGUGUGUAAUGAGAUCAUGAAUAUAGCAGAGACCUCGGUGAGGUACUGCAGCACCCUGUCCCACCCCCAUGACUCUGUCCACAGACUGCCCCCCCACCCCAGUAAACAAUCUCUCAUCAUUUCCCAGCAACCCCAGUCCCACAGCAGCAGCCCGGAGCCGAGCCGUCUCAGCUGUGGAAUCUUCCAGGCCUUGUACAGUUACGUGCCACAGAACGAGGAUGAGCUGGAGCUGCAGGAGGGAGAUCUCGUCAGCGUCAUGGAGAAGUGCGAUGACGGCUGGUUUGUUGGAACCUCGAAGAGGACGAAACAGUUCGGGACUUUCCCAGGGAAUUACGUGAAGGAGGUGAAACUGUAAAGUGCGAGGCUUUGCGAUCUGGCUGUAACACUCGGGUGCCUGUUGAGCUUGGGAAGUCAUUACUAUCACGCAUGACUGUUGGUUAGAAUAGCCAUUUUAGCCAGGUGGAUCCAUUUGUCUGGGAAAGUGAUCGGUUUGGUCUGAGGUAUGUCCGAGUGCACGAGGCGGAGACGGAGACAGCUGUUGACUCACUGCCCAAACCUCAGUAUCUGGUGUUCACCUUGACCACAUUUCACACACCUCUUGGCGAGAAUUCAUCCGUCUCCCAAAGCAGAGAGUGUCUUUGUUCAAAAAAAAAAAAAAAACUCUCGCAAAAUGUCAGUUGCUUUCAUUGUACAUGUAAUCGCCUCAUUUUGUCAGUGUGAUUUAUACCAGUGUUUACGUAGCGCCUCACGUCGGAGGUCAGCAGCAGAGCAGUGUAUGGAUCAAAGAGUGGAUCUUGCAACCUGAACUGGAUUUGGGGUAUUGAAAAAAAAAUGUAUUUGUGUGACGUGAGAUUGGAGCUGUUUGUCAAGAGCUACCUUCCAGGACCAGAGGUGUUUUUCAUUAUCAGCUAAGUAGGAUAAUGAUGAUUGAAGGAAAUCUUAACCCCCUUAGCAGUUUAUUUUUCCCCAAAGAAACACAAAGAUCUAUGUGUGUGGAUGAACAUACCGCACAUAUAUUACACUAAAAGUGAUGGUUCAUUCUUGAAAAGCGUCCAGCAAACUAUAUAUCUUGGUUUAAAUUGGAAAAAAAAAAAACCCUGCUUGAUCUUUAGAGUGAACUCCUCCAGUAGUUAAAUGCACAGACUUUAAGCCGUAGCCUUAUUACAUACGAAGCCUCUUAAAUCAAAAUGUUUUGACGGAUCUAUUUUUGCUCCCGCGUGGGAAAUUCAAUGUAAUGAAUGUUAUAAAGCUCUCUACAUUUUUGGAAUGGGAAAAUAGUAUUGGCUUCUUUUGGAAAAAUACCAGAGCGCUCACAGCUCAGUGUAACCCUGAAAGCACCCGAUGCCGGUUGAGAUUUGCCUUUUUUUUUAUCUAAAGUUUGUAGAGCAAUUACACAGUGAUGUGUAUGACAGAACUACUAAAAUGGUAAAAAGUGAAACAUGAGACACACCGAUUCUUUUCUAUGUCUAAGAAAAGUGAGAGACCAAUCCUCUACACCUCUGUUUUAAAGAGAAAAAAAAAAGUGCCCUCUUGUAUGUCGUACCUCUUGUUUGAAAAAUCAAAGUAAUCUAAGCUGUUUGAUGCCUGUAAGGUAGCUGGUGGCAGACAGCUUGCCUUUAGCGAGCCUGGCUCCGGCGCAGCCACAGGACAGGCGUGGUAGCACUUAACUUCCUGUUUGGUCAUUUAGGGAGAUUCCACCUCACAAGAUAAUCACCGAUUGAAUCAAUCACGACGCAAAAUCGAUCGCAUCUUUUAAGUAGAGGAGCUGACAGGGUGUCUUAGUAAGUGAUCAUACUUUUUUAAAGAGCAUAUUGAGAUUUUUAACCGUGCCCUCGAUGACAUUAUGUGUUGUAGCCAUGUAAAUGUGUACAGAAACCUUACAGAGGCCUUCCAAAUGUGGCUAUUUUCAAUACUUUCAUAUGUAAAGUGCACAACCUAGGUGAUGCAGUUACCGGAAUGAUUCAACAAGGUAGUAGGUCAGCAUUAGUACAGCAUGCAUUAUGAAAUCUAAGCGAGCAACGAAAUCAGUGCAGAGCAUGAAACACUAUAAACCGAUGCUUCAAUAUUUGUAUGUUUAGCGUAAGAGAAGCCAGAGUCAUCACAGGGUUAACAGUCUGGUCCUCGAGCCACAACAGCUCCCUGAGGAAAGAUUGCUUUGAACGUCGGUAUCAAAGCAUCAGGGCCGUCUUCCUGCGAGAACAAGAGCUCCCACAUCUCAAGCAUCAUCAGCUUCUGUAACGGCCUCCAUAUGUCAGAGUAGAUCCUCCAAACAGUGCAGAUGGAAAAGAUGAUACUUUUUUUUUUUUUUUUUUUGGCCUUUGUUUCCAUUGAAUUCCUCGUCGCCAUCGACCGCCGUGUUGCACACAUCAUCCGUCCCCAACCCCCUCAAAGCGGAGCUGUCAAAUAUCACUUGCAAAUAACUCUUAGUGCCUGUUUUAACCUGCUCGGCUGAGAUUUGCCACACGGAGCAAUCCAGAAACAUCACAAGAAGGCGUUUAAAAGUCAAACACCACCAACUUCACCGUCACGUCUGGACACGGUUAAUCUACCUGGCGCUGCGAGCAGAUCACCACAAAAACUAGGAGUUACCUGCAAAACUGUCUGAUCCUAAGACACAAUCUGCAUUUUCUCCCUAUCCAUACUUGUCUAAUCAAAAGGUAGAAGCUUAUUUUGCACUGCAGGACUAUCAUUAGGCCCUACCUUUAUAAUAUAAUUCUUUAGAGUUGCUAAGUACACAGAAAUUAAAAUGUACUGUGAUGAAUUUAAAGAGAAAGCACCGAUGCGUCUCACAGCCACUAGAUCUAAUAAGAGUAUGCCAGGUGUAUCUUUUCAUUUCCUCCGUCUUGAAUGUGCAAGCCGCAGCCGUGCAGUGAUGAUAAACAUGGACCUGACUGGGAUAUGGUUUGAAGCUGUUACGUGGCUGCCACUUAAGUGAUUUAUUAAGUUUAGUUUAGAGAAUGCACUGCAGCCGCGGUUGGUGUUUCAUCCUCUCUGCCGUUUGUUGUGGAAACAGAUAGGAUGUCUCUCACUGCGGUGAGAUCAGCACUGACAAUUUUGCCGUCACCCAGCGGGAGUAGAGGAGGGCGGGGGGGUGUUUUCUCAGUCAGAUAAAAAAAAAAAAAAAACACUAAUACACCGCACUGUGGGUUCGCCUGUGUAGCACUGAUACGACUGUCAGGUAUUUUAUUACACCGCAAAAGCAUGACUUUUGUUUUCCACUUCUGGCUAAAACAACAUUUUUUUUUUCAUUCCUGUGUGAAUCCAGCUUCUCAUGAAUGUGCUGAUUGGUUGGUUGGUUGGUUGGUUGAGCUGCAGGCUGUUUCCCAUGCUAAUGGCUUGUUCUUUGAUGCCUUUUCUUUCCCAACAGAAAGACAUGAAUUUGUAGAGAGGUGUGUGUGCUGCCGCCUCACAGACUAUAUAAAGGACUUUGACACACAAAAAAACAACAAAAAAAAAAUCACUCAUUUAGUCACCUCUUAACACAACAGCUCUCUACAGAAUGCUUAUGUGAUAUUGCGCUCCAUAAAAACAAAAAUCACAGGAUGUAUGAAUGUAUGAAUAUAUGAAUGUGGUGCAGUGUA
Molecule: messenger RNA, 7650 nt
Organism: Myripristis murdjan (pinecone soldierfish)
Lineage: Eukaryota; Metazoa; Chordata; Actinopteri; Holocentriformes; Holocentridae
Gene: sorbs1
Product: sorbin and SH3 domain containing 1
Exons: 26
Coding region: 3-4424 (1473 amino acids)
Biological process (GO): cell-substrate adhesion
Cellular component (GO): nucleus; cytoplasm; cell-substrate junction
Molecular function (GO): protein binding
Source: RefSeq, a predicted model, not a curated record